AGGCGGGAGUGAAGUCUCGCGAGAAGAGGAGGUUUCGUAGCGGAGCCCUCUGGCUGAGCGUCUGAGGAUCCGCCGCCGGAUCCGCGGACGGUUUAGUGAGCCCGUUAGUGCCCCUGCCGAGACUCGCGUCGCCGUCAUGUCCCGCUACCUGCGCCCCCCCAACACGUCUCUGUUCGUAAGGAACGUGGCCGACGAUACCAGGUCCGAAGAUUUACGACGAGAAUUUGGUCGUUAUGGUCCUAUAGUUGAUGUGUAUGUUCCACUUGAUUUCUACACGCGUCGUCCAAGAGGAUUUGCUUAUGUUCAAUUUGAGGAUGUACGUGAUGCCGAAGACGCUUUACAUAAUUUGGACAGAAAAUGGAUUUGUGGACGCCAAAUUGAAAUACAGUUUGCACAGGGGGAUCGGAAGACUCCAAAUCAAAUGAAAGCCAAGGAAGGGAGGAACGUGUACAGUUCUUCACGCUAUGAUGAUUAUGACAGAUACAGACGUUCUAGAAGCCGAAGUUAUGAAAGAAGAAGAUCAAGAAGCCGGUCCUUUGAUUACAACUAUAGAAGAUCUUAUAGUCCUAGAAACAGUAGACCGGCUGGAAGACCACGGCGUAGCAGAAGCCAUUCCGACAAUGAUAGAUUCAAACACCGAAAUCGAUCUUUUUCAAGAUCUAAAUCCAAUUCAAGAUCACGGUCCAAGUCCCAGCCCAAGAAAGAAAUGAAGGCUAAAUCACGUUCUAGGUCUGCAUCUCACACCAAAACUAGAGGCACCUCUAAAACAGAUUCCAAAACACAUUAUAAGUCUGGCUCAAGAUAUGAAAAGGAAUCAAGGAAAAAAGAACCACCUAGAUCCAAAUCUCAGUCAAGAUCACAAUCUAGGUCUAGGUCAAAAUCUAGAUCAAGGUCUUGGACUAGUCCUAAGUCCAGUGGCCACUGAUAGUAUAAACCUUGAUAUUUUUAGGCAUGUAUCAUUCAUUUACUCAUAGUUUGGUUUACUUAAAUUAUCAGGAAUACAAUGUUGCAAUGAUGCUUAAAAAAAACACUUGUCAGUUUUCCCUGUACCAGGCAAAUGGUUAUAAUUAAAAUGAUAUGCUGUUGAGAAGCCACUCUUAAGAGUCCAGUUUGUUUAAUGUUAUGGGCAGCUACCAAUUUGUGGUGUCUCUGUAUAUUUUUGUAAAGAUUCUCAUUUUUUAUGCUUGAAGUAUUGGUGAAAAGAUGUUGGUUGACCAUAAUUUGCAACAUUGUCUUAUUAAAAAUAAACUUUCAUAUCCAUAUUUGGUAGAACUGUUAACCUAGAAAUGUAGCUUGCUAAUAAGAUAGAAUGAUACAAAAGUGAGUUGUAGCCACAGUACAACACUGACUGAUCAGACACAUUUAGGUUCAGGGUGGACCUUUUUGUCUUGUUGAGAUGUUUAGGCCCGUGAUAAUAAUAGUUAAUUUAUGACAGCGUGGAAUAGUUCUUUUGUUAACCCCACUGUCUUGGGGAAUGAUGCCAACUGGGUUAAGUAGGAUUUGGGGGACGAUUGAGUGUUUUGACCGAAACAUGGAGCCUUCACUGCUUUUUUCUGUUUUCUAUGAAGAGUUGGAACAUACAAACACGGGAAGAACUCAAACCUUAAAAUUUGAGCAGGACAAUGAUGGCAGAAAUAAUUUCAAGGGAAAAAAAAAUGCUCUCAUGUAGUUACUCUAAACUUUAAGGAGCAUUGUUGGUCGUAUUGCUUAGUUUUCUUACUGCUGUUAAAAAAAGCAGCAAGUAAAUUGUUUCAAAGUAGGUUUUGUUUAUGCAUAUGCAUAGUGUAAAACUGAAUUUUGAUGCUUCUAGCACUCGGUCUGUGCGUUUGUAUCAAAAUUUGCCUGCUACUUUAUGAAGGAGGCUUGUUCUUCACACUUCAGUUUAUUUCAUGUGAGGCAAGUUGAAGGAGAACACUCCCACUCUAGGUGUUUCCGUGGUGCCAUGAAAUUUAAAAUAUUUUGGAAAAAGAAUUUUCAGUAGGAAUCUCAUCUCUUUGAGUUUGAUUAUCAAUGUAGUACCUGGCAGUACCUGACUAAAACAAAACAAAACAACAAAAAAACCCAAUACCCUAACCAUUUAUAAUUUUUAGCAUUUCUCUGAGAGAUCUUUUGGGGACAAUAAAAGGGACAUGUCCAGUCUCAUUUCAGAAUAAAAGCUAGCAUCUUUAAAAUUUUAGAUUGCUUGCUUGCAGGUAUAAGUAAAUAUUGUGGGGAAACGAUUCCUUUUAGAGGAUUACUUUUUUUGAUUUUGGUUUUAGUAAUAUAGGCCUUGCCUGUAAAGAACAAAAGAUGGUUUUUAAAUACUGUUUGUGGAAUGUGUUUAAAGGAUUGAUUCUAGAACCUUUGUAUAUUUGAUAGUAUUUCUAACUUUCAUUUCUUUACUGUUUGCAGUUAAUGUUCAUGUUCUGCUAUGCAAUCAUUUAUAUGCACGUUUCUUUAAUUUUUUAGAUUUUCCUGGAUGUAUAGUUUAAACAACAAAAAGUCUAUUUAAAACUGUAGCAGUAGUUUGCAGUUCUAGCAAAGAGGAAAGUUGUGGGGUUAAACUUUGUAUUUUCUUUCUUAUAGAAGCUUCUAAAAAGGUAUUUUUAUAUGUUCUUUUUAACAAAUAUUGUGUACAACCUUUAAAACAUCAAUGUUUGGAUCAAAACAAGACCCAGCUUAUUUUCUGCUUGCUGUAAAUUAAGCAAACAUGCUAUAAUAAAAACAAAAUGAAGGAAAUAAUGAUUAACUGGAAUUAUUAUAGUUUUGAAUGAGAUUCUAAAAUAACAGUGGAAACAAUCCUUUGUAGAUUUAGGAAUAUUUUUAAUCACAGUGUUGCACUAGGCACAACUAAUUUUUACUUUGGAAAUGAUAGAACUUGCCAGAAAGGUACAUCUUUUAUAUACUACUUAAAAAUUCCUUAUGUAAUGUCAAAGUUGUUUCAUGAUUGCUUAUUAAGCCCCUUGGGUUAAAUAACUUAGAGAUUAUUGGUAGUAUUAAGUAUUAAAAUGAAAUUUGAGUCAGCUAAAUUGUAAGUUUAUAUUUUCAUUAUUGAAUGGACCAAUAAUUCUGCUCUUCCUUGUCCUAAACAAGAUGCGUGGGGCCUUAUAUUAAUGGCUUGAUUUUAAAUAUGUUUGCAUUGAAUGUCAGUGAGCAGUUAGUAUAUUAAGUGAUAACCACAUUGGGGAACUGAUUUAGGUGUUUUAUGGUUUGAGUUCUAGCUACUUAUAAUGACAACAAUGAUAGCCGAUACUUAGCAUUUAUGAUGUGCCAGACACGCUACUAAAAAUUUUGUGUUAACUCAUUUAUUUUUCACAAAACCCUUUGAGAAAGAUAUUGAUUUACCCCAUAUCGUAGAUAAGGAAAUCGAGAUACAAAGAAAAGGCUGUAAAAAAGGCAGAUCGAAGCUUUGACCCCAGGCCUGGUGCUUCGUGACUUUUUUUUCUUUUCAAUGGACUGUAAUUUGAGAGAGAGAGAGAUUGAGGAGGUGGAUGGCCCAUUGAAACUGUUCUCAGUCUUUGUGCAGAAAUAGAAGGCCUGAUGAUUUCAUUUUUAUAUUUUAUUUGUGUCACUUAAAAUGACUCACAUGGUUUCCUUGAGAACUUUUUGUUACUCCUAAAGUGACCUACCUAAUGAGCUUCAGAAGGACUAAAUUAUAGUUGAACCCAGGAUAGGAUCCUGCUCAUACUUGAUGAGGAUCCUUACACAGUGCUUUAAUUUUGGGCUACUUAGUUCCACAGUUCUGGAGUAUCCACUGUGUGUCUGGCACUGUUGUCACUGUUAGAGUAGAUCAUAUCAAGACGCAGUGAGGACUGACACUUCACCUCUCUUUUUACUUAAGAUCUCUCUGCAUUUUGUUCUGUUUUGUUGUGUUUUGAAGCCAAGUAAGCAAGAAGAAAAAUGACAGAUAAUGCUUCAGUGAGAAAGGAAAGGUGCUACAUAGAGUAUGAGCUGUUAAGUUUACAACCCAGGGAAAAGACCUGGGAACUAUUGUACUGUUCUCUUGCAAAUUUGGCCCAGUAAGCUGCUACAUCCAGUUCGACUAACAAAAUCCUGUAUACCACAGAGAAGAAUAAAGAAAACCAAACUGACAAACAUCCUUCUUUUAUUUAAGACCAAACUGCAGCUGGAAUACCCAGUACAGUUCUGCUUACUACACUUCAAGAAAGAUCUGAGAAAGCGGAAAAAGAACCAAAGAAGGGCAGUUCAAGCGACCAAAGGGUGGGUGGAAGGUGCUGCAGUAUGAAUACUGUACGAAUAUUUUGACUCUGGUCUGAAAAGAUAAAAGAAUGUUAUCGAAACUACAUGGAAUAAUUGAAGUCCCUUCAAGUUUGAAAGUAAGCAUUUUAGGACAAAUAAAAAGAAAUUCAACUUUGUACUUGUGGAAACUAAUCCCUAAAUCUGAAUAGGUUUAUAUUGAUUCGUGGGUAACAGGUCCAUAAUAAACUAUUGGAAACUAGGAUGUUUGAAUAUCAAGGAAGACAGCCAUAGUCUCUUACAGUGCCUCUAUUGGUCUGUCUCAAACUGAAUUGGGUGAGAAAAGGUAUGGUCCAAUAUAAACUUUUUCUUGGUUAUCUCUUAAAGUCAGUUCCAUUUUCGCUAUUGGCAAAUCUUGCCUUUGUUUAUUCCAGUGCCAGUGUUUUUCUGCUUAAUGGUUUGCUUUGUUGGCAUCUGAGUUUAUUUACUUGUAUGCCAUGUGCAGUUUACAUCUUACACUCUCUUUUCCAGAUAAAUUCCAAUUAGAAUACUUGACAUCUAGCUAAGAGGGUCCAUCUCUUCUCACCUCUGUCCUAAGUCAGUAUAUUCAGCAAACAUUUAUUUACUGAGCCCUUACUGUGGGCAAAAAUUGUCCUGGGUAAUCGGGGAGAAAAAUAGAGAAAAUUGACUUAAUAAAUACCUACUGAGCACAAUCUAGUCAAUCAUUACAGUAUGGCCUCAUUGUUUUGAGGUGUAUUUUUCGUAACGAUAUUUUACACCAUUCAUAUCUUAAUGUAAUUAUAAAACCCAGAAUACUAUCAAUGAUCAUUUUGUGGUUAUCUGCCAUUUAAAAGUAUCCAGUAUUUCUGUUUGCAUCCCAUUAAUACAAAUAAUGAAAAAAUGAUGUUUUAAUCUGUAAUAAACUGAUUCAUUGUGCAGUGACUGUAAUAUACUAGAGUUAUAUUAAAUUGUUAACUCUGCCUCCUCAAACACACAUUAGGAAAUAAUCCCAAAAAUAAGUAACUUUGCAUUAGAUCUAAAGGAGACUCUGGGUGCUAUAAUUAGAUUAUUUUGAGGCAGACAGAGAGCUGUUAUCCCAACUGAUUUAGUGUGUUCUGAAAUUGAGAAAAUGUUCACCAGAUUAUACUUUUUAGUGAUUUACUUGUACAUUUUAUAGGGGACAUGUUCUGUGUAUAGUGAAUAAAUAACUUUUAUAGUAUCACAAAAAUGUUUUGGAUUCCUUAGUUCCUUAUUAGGAUAUUAAGUUUGUUUAUACAUUGAUUCUUCCAUCACUCAUACUUGAUUUUUGUCAUUUCUGCCACAUAUUUUAAGUUGUUCGUGUGAAGUUCUUCAUCUAAAAGUAUGGAAGUGUUUAAGCCUUUACAAAAAAAAAUUUGAAAGUUGCAGAAUAUACAUAACGGUUGGAGAUAAGAAAUGUAGGUAUUUUUAUCCGUUUGAUUAAAAAAUUUUUUUUCAAACUUGCCUAAGAUCACACGGCAAGUGGCAGAUCCUGUGUUAGAGUUAACGGUUUUUUCAUUUGGUUCCUGUUUUGUGCCUUUUUUUUUUUAAUCAAAUGGAAGAUUUUUUAUAACUUACUAAAAUUAAUAUAAUGGAAUCUAGAGUUCAUGCAGAGGGAAGAUUUAAUAGAUUUAUGAAAAAGAUUUAAUAUCAAAAAGUAUUUUGUUUGUACUUUGUGGAUGAAAAAGAGGUUAAAUGUAACCCAAGAUCUCAAGCUAUUGUGACUCAGGCUCUCCAUCCUGGCUUUCCAAAAUUUCAGUCGCAUUGUAUUGCAUUUUGACCAUAUUCUUGUUUACAAAAUCCUGAGAUACUUUGAAAGGAGGCGGCUGUGAUUUGAGACAGCACAAUGAUAGUGGAGGAAUAAUCUUAAUGGCAUUUCUACCAGGUCAGAGCUUUUAGGAACAAACUGUUGUCAUUGAUAAAUGAAGUAAGCAACCUACUUGUUUUCGUUCAACUAUUGACGUAGUUACUAUAGAAAAAUUUCCUUCUCCAGGGUUUUUGUCUCUGCCCCUUCCUCCAACAGUGUUGGUUAUUAUGUUUAUUGCAUUGUGUUUCUGUGUAUUCCUAACGGCUGUUUCACCCUUAUUAAAGUGGGAAUCUUUAUUUGGAAUAAAAAGCAAGGCAUGUAAAUUCCUUUCAUUGAUAAUUGACAGAGUAGUUUGUAAAGAAAAGGCCUUUGUGUCUAGUUUUUGUAGAUCCACAUCUCUUUGAAUGCUAGAGAGUGAAAUAAACAACUGGUCUAGGAGCCAAACAAUUUGGGGUUCCCCCCCCCCCUUCUCUUUUCCUUAGGUUUAACCCUGCCCCCCAGGUUUGUGGCUGGGUGGGCUUUCCUCAUUUGAGUAGGAGGCUUUAGAGAUGUACUUUGUCCCUCCUGUUUUGCAAAGUAAUUGCCAAUGAGAAUGCAAUUAAAGAAGCCAGAAAACUUA
Molecule: messenger RNA, 6620 nt
Organism: Prionailurus viverrinus (fishing cat)
Lineage: Eukaryota; Metazoa; Chordata; Mammalia; Carnivora; Felidae
Gene: SRSF10
Product: serine and arginine rich splicing factor 10
Exons: 6
Coding region: 137-925 (262 amino acids)
Molecular function (GO): RNA binding
Source: RefSeq, a predicted model, not a curated record